This is a messenger RNA of Thunnus maccoyii (southern bluefin tuna), 2854 nucleotides long. It is a transcript of the gene oit3, whose product is annotated as oncoprotein induced transcript 3. The transcript is spliced from 9 exons. The record is from RefSeq and is a predicted model, not a curated record. Gene Ontology annotation, molecular function: calcium ion binding. Bases 23 to 1645 code for a protein of 540 amino acids. NCBI's taxonomy places the organism in Eukaryota, Metazoa, Chordata, Actinopteri, Scombriformes, Scombridae.
UCCAACAUUGAGAAAACACAGGAUGAUGUUUCUUGGGGUUACCAUUCUGCUGCAAGAGGCUCUUGCAGUUGCAGCUGUAGCCCUGGACCCCUGCUCUGCCUACAUCAGCCUGAAUGAACCUUGGAGGAACACUGAUUACCAUGUCAACCAGUCAUCUGGUGUGCCCCUGUGCGACAGCCAUGUGUCUGGAGAAUGGUAUCGCUUCACUGGCAUGGCGGGUGAUGCCAUGCCCACCUUCUGCAUCUCUGAGAAUCACUGUGGCACCCAUGCUCCCAUCUGGCUCAACGGCAGCCACCCCCAGCCCCACGAAGGUAUCAUCACCCUGCCUGUGUGCGCCAGCUUCAAUGACAACUGCUGCCAGUGGAACGCCAGUGUAGAUGUGAAGGCCUGCACUGGGGGGUACUUUGUCUACCGCCUGCCCAGACCCUCAGUCUGCUUCCAUGUUUACUGUGGCCAUUUCUAUGAUAUCUGUGAUGAGAUGGAUUGCGUAGGUCCCAGAUGUCCAGAGUCCGAGUGUCGCUGUGGGCCCGGAACUGUCCUGGGACCAGACAAACAAACAUGCCUGGAUGUGAAUGAGUGUGAGAAGGGCAACGGCGGCUGUGCAGAGGUGUGUGUGAACACCAAAGGCUCCAGGCGUUGUGAGUGUGGGCCAGGGCGAGUGCCGGAUGAGGAUGGACACAACUGCAGAGAGACAGCAGGCUGUCAUGUUAACAAUGGAGGCUGCAGCCAUGGCUGCUCCUCGCUGCUGGACUCCUAUCGGUGCCACUGUCCCAGAGGGCUGGAGCUGGGAGACGAUAAACGCACAUGUCAGGUGCCGGUCCAGUGUGAUCCCAGCUCUAUUACAGUGUCAGUUCCUAAGGACCUUGUAGGAGGAUUGGAGCUUUUCCUGUCAAACUCCUCUUGUCGUGGCGUCUCCAACGGCACACACAUCAAUCUCAGCUUCAGCCUCAAGACUUGCGGCACUGUGGUGGAGGUGACUGACGACAAGAUUGUGGGGACCAACCUGGUGACGGGCCUUCCCAGGAGCAGCCCGGGCAGCAGCAGGGACCUGAUUGUCCGCACCAGCAAGUUAGUGCUUCCAGUUACCUGUGAGUUCCCCAGAGAAUACCAUGUAUCAGAUGAAUAUCAGGCAAGUCAGCGCAGCUCAGCCCUGGAGCUGGCAGGCCACAGUGAGGGAGUCUUCCCCUUCUCCCUGGAGCUGUUCAAGAAUGCGGAAUUCUCCGAGCCCUACCGCACACCACCACAGCUGCGUCUGCACGACUCCCUGUUCUUCGGAGUGGAGCCCAAAGAGCGAGUGGAGGGCCUCUCUGCGCUAGUAGAGAGCUGCUUCGCUACACCAGGACCCAAAGUUGACCAGGCCCUGAAGUAUUACCUCAUCAAAGACGGGUGUAUCUCUGAUGAAACAGUGACACAGUAUUCCUCAAAGGACCAGCUCUCUAAGCACUACCAGGUCCCUGUCUUCAAGUUCAUUGGCAAGGACAACCGACAAGUCUUCCUCCACUGUCAGGUGUUAGUAUGCGGGGCAGGAGACUCUCGCUGCGCUCAGCGUUGCCGGGGACGUGUUCGCCGGGAGGUUUGGACUGGUGGAUCUCAGGAGCAGCACACACUGAGUGGAGGCCCCAUCUUCAUCAUGCCUGAGCCAUGACGCUAGCAUAAAACCAUUGACACAAACAGCCGGAAAAACACAAGAACAAAAGGAGUACAAAAACUACAUUUAGAUGAAAGCAGAUUAACUGUUUCAGUUUAUUUGGUAUUUAAUACACCAAACAUAGGUUUAGAUACACAGAGCAGUCCACAUUGCUCUCUUUGAAAUUCCCACAUAUAUACAUACACAUGCAGAAGUACAGUAUAUACACAAGUUCCAGUGUCAGUCACAGUGCUGUGGAUCACAUGAAUUCUGGUUAGUACAUCUAAGUCUGUGCAUCUCUGCCACUCUGCCUGGCAGCACAAUUUACCGACAUUAAAUUGAAUGACACUUCUAUUAGAAAUCAUUUGGAGGGGCCACAGUUCAUUUGUAACAACAUGAUGCUGCAUGAGGAAUGUUUUUCUAGGUCAUAGGCAUUUCUCAGGCUUGAUUAGGGUUCUCAGCUUAGAGAUUUACAGUAGUGGAUUUAUGAAAAUGGUUUAUAUUUUACAACACCACUGACUUGAAAAAUACACGUGGAACAUCCAUAGAUGCAUUCUGACUCAUUCCCUCAGUUUAAUAGAUGGCUGUGGAGCACGUCACACAUUCCGGUGUAAGAGAUAUCAGUGAGCCAUGUCUGGGAAUUAUUCAUCCACUUCAUCACUCUGACAAUUAAUCUGCAAUUAUUCAUGUCAGUUAAAAUGCAAUUAGUCAUGCAUUUAUUCAUAAAAAAAUAACAAAUAAGUGGCAAAUAACUUACAUCAAACAUUAACAUGUUAACAUCUGUAUUAGGCAUUACAUUUACAUGACACUGGCUUAUGUUUUGUGCAGACUAGCCUGAUAAAUGUUAAACAGCAGCAUGCAAGGAGCCAUGUGAGCCGUAGCAAUUAUCCUGUGUCUUUCUAUCAAGAGGAAAUUAAUCCAACUACAAUAUCCUUCCCAUCAGGCACUUUGUUUGGAGUCAUCAAAGUAAUUUAUGGUAAUGGAGUCAUAUGCCUAAAAAUGGCCUAAAAUGAAAUGGAGUAUGGAGAGUAUAAUAUGCAUGAGCAGCUAAUUAAGAUUCUGAAAGUCAUAUUCAGACACCUCAUAUUUGUUAGUGCUGCCUAUGAAUAAACUGUUCUUAUGCAUCUGUCUUUUCUAACUCCCGGGCUCUGAAUCUUGAGAGGGCUCAUGUUAAGUAUUUCCUCUUUAAAACCCAACUAUAAAUAUACAGUAUAAUCUGUGGAAAUA